Molecule: messenger RNA, 2127 nt
Organism: Coturnix japonica (Japanese quail)
Lineage: Eukaryota; Metazoa; Chordata; Aves; Galliformes; Phasianidae
Source: RefSeq, a predicted model, not a curated record
CAGAAGAGAGAACCAAUCAUAUCAGCUUCUGACUUUGGCAUCACCCUGCUUAGCUUGCCGCUCUUGCUUGGAUGAUCACCUGCCCUGGAAGCAGUGGCAUGGGAUAUUCAAGGCAUUUUCUGCCUGUCCAGUGCACCCUGGCUAAUCAUGCUUUAUCAGGGCUCCUCAUCUACCUGGCAUGCGUCAUUGGCUCAGACAGCCACCACCCGGAUCCUAGCACUGGUUCUGCAGAGCUGCGCCUGGUGAAUGGCUCGAACCACUGUUCUGGGAGAGUGGAGAUAAUGUAUUAUCACCAGUGGGGAACUGUGUGUGAUGACGACUGGAGCAUUGCUAAUGCCAAAGUGGUGUGCCGGCAGCUGGGCUGUGGGGAAGCAGUAUCAGCCCAUAGCUCAGCAUACUUUGGCCAGGGGUCAGGCCCCAUUUGGCUAGACAACGUUCAGUGCAUUGGGACAGAAACUGCCCUGUCUCAAUGUCAGGCCAGGCCAUUGGGAUUAAAUAACUGUUACCACGGAGAAGAUGCUGGAGUUGUGUGCGCAGAAGGCGUAACCACUGAAACACCAGCUGAGCUGCGCCUGGUGAAUGGCCCCAGCCACUGCGCAGGGCGCGUGGAGGUGAUGCACGACCACCAAUGGGGCACAGUGUGUGAUGAUGACUGGGACCUGAACGAGGCCAUGGUGGUGUGUCGGCAACUGGACUGUGGGACAGCUGUCUCAGCCCCAGGCUCAGCUCACUUUGGACAAGGCUCUGGUCGUGUUUGGUUGGAUAAUGUAAACUGCACAGGGGCAGAAGCUGCCCUCUCUGAGUGCCAGAGGAGGCCAUGGGGAUCCAACGACUGCACCCACAGGGAGGAUGCUGGUGUGGUGUGCUCAGAUUCAAAGUCUUCAGAGCACCGUCUGGUGAGGCUGAUGAAUGGUUCAAACAACUGCAUUGGAAGAGUUGAGAUUUUUCAUGACCAUAAGUGGGGAACUGUGUGUGAUGACACUUGGGACCUACAGGAUGCUGCAGUUGUGUGCCGGGAGCUGGGCUGUGGGAUGGCAAUGUCAGCACCAGGCUCAGCUCAUUUUGGACAAGGUUCAGACCCCAUCUGGCAGGACAACAUUCACUGUGCAGGAACUGAGUCCACCCUUGAGGAGUGUUCACUGAGCAACUGGGGAGAACACAACUGCGGUCACAGUGAGGAUGCUGGCGUGGUGUGCUCAGGCACCAACCCUUUGCAGCUGCGGGUGCAGGAUGGUCCUGGUUCCUGUGCGGGGCGUGUGGAGGUUCUGUACAACGCUACCUGGUAUGGCAUCUGUGACAGCAGCUGGACCAUGCUGGAGGCCAAAGUGGUCUGCAAGCAGCUGGGCUGUGGACCAGCAGAGUCUGCACCCAUUGGAGCACAGUUCAGCCAAGGGCAUGACCUUAAAUUGCUGGAGGGGCUGAACUGUCGUGGCACAGAAUCACUCUUUCUGGAGUGCCAGGAGAGAAACAUGGGUCCAGGACCUUGCAGAGGUGGCAUGGCAGCUGGUGUGGUGUGCACAGAGAUAAAAGACAUUGAGCAUUCCUGCUCAGUGUUGUCAGGUCUGCUUGGCGUGGUGGCGGUGCUCUGUGGAAUCCUGUUGGUCAUGUACUUGAGCGUGAGAUGUAGAAGACAGGCUGGACGCAUCCUGGACAAGUCACAUGUAAGGAAGAUGGAGAAUGCUGGGACAUCUUAGUUAGCCACACUUCUGAUACUGAAGGCAAGACUCUCUCAGGACCCCAGAAGGCAGCAGAGACACUGUUCUGUGGAACCAGAGGAACAGAGCUACACUAAGAGGACAGCAGAGAAGAUCUCCUCUAGCAAUCCCAUCAUAUGUGCCCUGUAGUCCCUGGCUCACAGCACUGAGCCUCUUGGGGUCCCAGUUCCACCCUUGACCACACACAGCACCAUAAAUCCCUCAGUCUCCAAGAAAUGUCUUCUCAGAAUGAUAACCCCUGUCUGGUCCUCCAAGUAGGCUCCAGCAUCCCAACCCCAUCUGCCUGCACAGAACCCUCAUUACCAGCCCUACAAUCCCACCCAUUCCAUCACCCCAAAACAGGGAUAACACCUUUUCCUCUAAUCUCCCAUGGAAAUCAUUUCCCGAACCAGGAAGAAGUGAGCUGGAUGCU